AUGAAUGCAAUAAAAUACUCACCGAGUUAUACAAUGCUGUCCCUAAUAGUGAUAACCGCACUAAUACUGGGCGUCAGUGCCCAACACCAUCCGUGGGAUCCGCAGCCCCGGGACGCCGGUUGGCUCCAACAUCACGAGCGUCUGGUCAACCAAACACUGACUCACAUGAAAGAGGAGCAGAUCGUGUUUGUGGGCGACUCCAUCACUGAGGGCUGGGGCGGCAAUGGAAAGGCUGUUUGGGCCAAAUACUACACACCCAGACAUACCUUCAACUAUGGCAUCGGCGGUGAUAGGACUGAACACGUGAUCUAUCGGAUCCAACACAAAGAGUUUGAUGGUCUAAAGCCGAAGGUCACUAUUCUUAUGAUCGGCACAAAUAACGCGGCGUCCAAUACUGUUGAAGACAUCGCCCACGGAGUGGAGGAGACAGUGAAGGAACUGUUGGUCAAAAUGCCCGAAACAAAGCUUAUACUGUUGGGAGUGUUCCCCAGAGCCGAGCCAUUGGGCGCUAAAGUGAAACAAGUGAACACAAUAAUCAAGAAAUUGAAUAACGAUAAGAAUGUAUUCUGGCUGGACAUGUGGUCAGCCUAUGAGAGCGCUGACGGACACCAAAAGACUGAGCUCUAUGUGUCCGACAAACUGCACCUCAACGAGAAAGGUGUACUGUUCUGCAACAUUCUUUGGGCCAUGUUAUGGGUGGCCGCGGGGCACCCAUGGGAACCCGAGGGGCGCACCGAUGAACCCGGUUGGGUGACAAAGCACCAGAGGUUAGUGAACCAGACCCGGGACCACAUGAAGGACGAGGUGAUAGUGUUUGUGGGCGACUCUAUAACCCAUAAUUGGGCCAAUCUUGGAGGCACUGUAUGGGACAAACACUACCGGCGCCGACACGCCUACAAUUACGGUGUGGGCGGCGAUCGCACCGAAAACGUGUUGUACAGAAUCGCUAACAACGAGUUUGACGGACUCGACCCUAAAGUGAUUGUCCUUAUGAUAGGCACAAAUAAUAUCAACUUUAAUAACACUCUCGACGAUAUUGAACAUGGUGUGCGGGAAGUAAUCAAACAAUUGUUGGCCAAAAUGAGCAAUUCUAAAAUGAUAUUGUUGGGUGUGUUGCCCAGGGGUGAACCGUUGGGUGACAAAUGCAAACAACUCAAUGCAUUGAUUAAAACGCUGGCAAAUGAGACAAAUGUCCACUUUUUGGACAUGUGGUCAGCAUUUGAGAGUCCGGACGGACGACAGAAAACUGAACUAUACGUCGACGAUAGAGUCCAUCUCAAUGUAAAGGACUUAAACAAAAGUGAUCACUCAAUACAUACCAUCGAUCCCUUCUUAUCAAAGGGCGUGUCUUCACCGGAGAAGUGUUUAUCCGAUUUAAUAGCCAUUAUAAUGAAGAACAUGUUUGAGACCAACGAAAACACUUUCACUUCUCUCAGCAUAUUAUCAAAUGAAUUGCAUUUGCGGUCAGAAAAGGCCGAACCCAUGGCUUUCGUCGACUCGUCGAUAUAG
Molecule: messenger RNA, 1509 nt
Organism: Medioppia subpectinata
Lineage: Eukaryota; Metazoa; Arthropoda; Arachnida; Sarcoptiformes; Oppiidae
Source: the annotation of a GenBank genome assembly